AUGGCGAGUGUCGCUGCCUCCCUGGAGAACAUCUUCGCGCCGGUGCUGCUCGGCACGUGGUUCAACGCGAUGGUUUACAUGCUCGAGCUGGUCCUCGCCUACCGGUUCUUUUCGAAUAAACAACUGCGCUCCCCUGGCGCAAACACCACCCUCGUGCGCUGGGUGGUCAUCUUUCAGCUGUUUAUUGACACUGUGGGGACAAUGGGCGCCUCGGCAUAUGCUUAUAUCUUUCUCGUCACGCACUGGGGUGACCUGGGCUUCUUGCUCAACACGACGAAUCCGUGGCCCAGUGGUAUCUAUUGCAUCACCUCGGGGCUCAGCGGGUUCACUGUCCAGCUGUACCUAAUCUGGCGCUACGGAAUUCUGUCCGCAAACUCGGGCCGGUCGAACGGCUAUCUUGUGUGCAGCGCCCUGGUGUUUACAGCGCUGGUGGGGCUCGGCGGCGCGCUUGCUGCGGGAGUAAUUGCCAUUGCUUAUGGCAGCCCCACGCACAGUAUGCGGAGGACUAUCAGGCCCUUGUCCAUGGUGUGGAUCAUUUCGUCUGUCGUGACCGACAUAGGCAUCGCCGUAGCGCUGGUGGUUCAACUCCGUUCCUUCAAGAGCUCGUUCAAGCGCACCCGCUCUGUCAUCCACCGACUCAUCGUCGGCGCGAUCCAAACAGGCACCGCCACAUCCUUAGUGGCAACGGUGGUGCUGCUUACGUUCCUCGUCUGGCCCAACACCACUAUUUCGUUUGCGUCAGGCUUCUUCCUGGGCCGCCUCUACGGCUGCACACUGCUUUUCAACCUGCUCACCCGCCGCAUGGGCGACGCAGGGGACUCUACUGAGCGCUCCGAUGACCACCUCAGCUUCUCCGGCUCACGCAUGGCCACCUCCGGGGCGCGUGACCGCGAACGCGGAACAAGGCUGGACACGCUCGGCAGCGGCAUCCACGUGCAUCGCAUCGUGCAGGUCGACAAGGACGGCGAGAUCCGCAGCGCCGGUACAGACGCGAAGGACGUUACGGUCCAUAUCGGCGACCGGGAUGACGUGAGCGUCGGGGAUUCGGACCGCAAGGCGCGCAUCCCUGAGGUCAUUUAG
This is a messenger RNA of Mycena indigotica, 1080 nucleotides long. RefSeq lists its product as uncharacterized. The record is from RefSeq and is a predicted model, not a curated record. Bases 1 to 1080 code for a protein of 359 amino acids. The transcript has 8 exons. NCBI's taxonomy places the organism in Eukaryota, Fungi, Basidiomycota, Agaricomycetes, Agaricales, Mycenaceae.